UUUAGGGUUAGCUCAAUGAUUUCCCACCGGCGCGCAGCCUCUCCAUUUCUAUAUCCGUCAGUCGCCGGUUCGCCCUCUCCUCCCUCUCCCCCCGUCUCCGCCGCAGCAGCUGAGAUCGAACCCCCAAUGGCUGCCCUGACCCGCCUCCUGCCGAGGGCUCCCCUGACAUCCCGCGUCUCCGUUUCCUUCCUCCAGAGGUGCUCGUCUUCAUCGGCCCCGGCGUCCCACUCUGACAGUCAGAUCUCUCCUCCUCCUUUUACCUUCUCUCCCAACCUCACUCGGAGAGAUCCGAAGGACAGGAACGUGCAGUGGGUGUUCCUAGGCUGUCCUGGCGUGGGGAAGGGCACGUACGCGAGCCGGCUCUGCAACCUCCUCGGCGUCCCUCACAUCGCCACCGGCGAUCUCGUCCGCGAUGAGCUCUCCUCCUCCGGCGCGCUUUCUGAUCAGCUCAAGGAGAUUGUAAAUCAAGGCAAGCUGGUGUCAGAUGAAAUCGUUCUGAGCUUAUUAUCAAAGAGGCUCGAGGCUGGGGAAGCUAAAGGCGAAUCAGGUUUUAUCCUUGAUGGUUUCCCUCGCACUAUAAGACAAGCGGAAAUAUUGGAGGGGAUGAUAGACAUUGAUUUAGUAGUCAACUUGAAGCUCAGGGAAGAUGUCUUGAUAGAGAAAUGCCUAGGGAGAAGACUUUGUAGUCAGUGCGGGAAGAAUUUCAACAUGGCCUCCAUCAAUGUGAAGGGUGAGAAUGGGAACCCUGCUAUCAGUAUGGCCCCUCUUCUUCCACCAGCAAAUUGCAUGUCGAAGCUCAUCACUCGCGCUGAUGAUACCGAGGAAGUAGUGAGAGAGCGGCUUCGUAUAUACAGUGAGAAGAGUCAGCCAGUCGAGGAUUUCUAUUGUAGUCGAGGAAAGCUGCUAGAGUUUGACCUGCCUGGUGGGAUCCCAGAAUCUUGGCCGAAGUUACUUGAAGCUCUCGAUCUCGAUGAUUAUGAGGAGAAACGAUCAGCCGCAGCUUGAUAACUUAACACUUUGAAUCUUUUACACCUACUUUUUAAAGGUAAAAGUAUCAUUCUUUGCACGGACAGUGCAUUCAACAAUUUUGUUUGAGCAGAGUUUCUCUUUCAUUUCUUUUCUGCUGUGAGAUAAGAUACCUGUGAACCAAGUCUUCCCGUGAUCUUCAGGGAGGCUUGGGAUGUUUGCAUAAAUGAUCGAGUGUAUUAUCGUGAGAUAGCGAAAAAUGCCAUUGAUAUGUUAGCUGAAGAGGUAAUCUCUCAGAAGUGUAAUAAGCAUUCAUAAAUCACAGACUGCUACUUGAAUUGCAAACAAUUUCAAGGAUUUUCCCUUCCUGUCCUUGUAUU
Punica granatum (pomegranate) is the source of this 1346-nucleotide messenger RNA. Lineage: Eukaryota; Viridiplantae; Streptophyta; Magnoliopsida; Myrtales; Lythraceae. The record is from RefSeq and is a predicted model, not a curated record.